CUGAACGAAGCUCCUUUAUCAGGUUUUCUCCUUCAAUAAGCAAUUUUGGAUUCUUCCUUAUAAGUGAUUCCCCACUUCCCCCCAACCACCUUUCCUUUUUCGCGUGGUGAAAGCUACUGCUCACUCUGUUCUUCUUAAUUCUCACAAACCCUCCAUUAAAGGAUAAAAAAACAAAAAAAAUCUCAAGAUUUGUCAUUUUUUUUUCUUUCGUCUAAAUCAAUAUCCUUUUUUUUGUCUUUUCAAAUGGGUUCUUUUAGUUUGUUCUGUUUUGUAACCACUGUGAGAGAGAUUUCAGGGUAGAAACAAAUCCAAAAGUUUCGAUUUUUAUUGUUUGUUUUGUCGCUUUUGAAGUAAUGAGUCAUUCGAUAUUGGAGAAAAUGGGAUGUUCGAACUCGAAAACAUCGAUGAUGAACACGAAGAAGAAGAAGAAUGAGCCGCUUCAGCUAUGUAAAGAAAGGAAGAGAUUUGUCAAACAAGCUAUGGAUUCAAGAUGUGCUUUAGCAGCCGCACACGUGUCAUACAUCCGUUCACUCCGGAACAUCGGAGCUUGUCUCCGUCAAUACGCUGAGGCGGAGUCGGCUGAUGAAUCAUCUCCGUCGUUAACAGCCACCGAGCCUGAGAAUGAGAAAUCCCCUUCUCAUAACUCCUCUUACCCUGACGACUCGCCACUGAGUCAUGUCUCGAAUCCAAACCCUAACCCUAAACCCCUUGUGAAUCUAAGCUACAUGAAGAUGGAUAUGGCUAACUCUGCUGUCACUUUCACGAUCAACCCUCUGAGCGACGGUGACGAUCUAGAGGAGACAAUGCCGGCGUUUUCUCCUUCUCCGCCGCGUCCUCGCCGUCCGGAGUCGUCUUCUUGGGAUUAUUUUGACACUUGUGACGAUUUUGAUAACUUGAGAUUUGUAGAACAAACCGAGAUUGAUUGUGAUGCAGCAGUUGUAGGAUUAGGAAAGUUUCGUCAAGGGAAUGUAGCAAAAUGUGGCACUCAGCAAGACUCGAAUUUUAAAGCAGAGCAGAGGAAACAGAGCUGUGAAGAUGAUGAUGAAGCUGGAAACGGUGAAAGAGAAGAUCCAUCAGAGUUUAUCACACAUAGAGCUAAAGACUUUGUCUCCAGCAUGAAAGAUAUAGAGCAUAAGUUCUUUAGAGCUUCUGAAUCUGGCAAAGAAGUUUCAAGAAUGCUUGAAGCUAACAAAAUCAGAGUCAGAUUUGCUGAUAUGACAGGAAAAGGGAACUCAAUAGCGUUUCUUGCAGCUUUGAAGCGAGCUUGUUGUAGAGGGAAGAGUUCUUCACCAGUUUCUCAAGAGCCAUUGAGUCAUCAAGUUAGUAAAGUCAUUGUGUGGAAGAGAACAUUGUCUUCAAGAUCCUCUACUUCUAGACAUCCGUUGAUCCAAACAUCAAAAGAAGAUCAUGAUGAUGAAAGUGGAAGUGAUUUCAUUGAAGAGUUCUGUAUGAUCUCAGGGAGUCACUCCUCUUCCCUUGAUCGGUUAUACGCGUGGGAGAGAAAACUAUAUGAUGAAGUCAAGGCUAGUGAGGUGAUUAGAAAAGAGUAUGAUCGAAAAUGCGAGCAGUUAAGAAACCAAUUCGCAAAAGAUCACAGCGCUAAAUCAAUGGAUAAAACAAGAGCAGCUGCUAAAGAUCUUCAUUCAAGAAUCAGAGUUGCGAUUCAGGCUGUUGAUUCGAUUUCAAAGCGGAUUGAGAGAAUCAGAGACGAGGAGCUCCAGCCACAGCUCUUAGAGUUUCUUCAAGGGUUGAUAAGAAUGUGGAAAGCGAUGCUUGAAUGUCAUCAUUCACAGUACAUUACCAUUUCACUGGCUUACCAUUGUCGAAACUCCUCCAAAACAACAGUGUCCGAGAACUUGCUCAAGAGACGGAUUUUGUCAGAACUUAUAGAAGAAACAGAGUGUUUUGGUCUAAGCUUUGUAUAUUUGGUAAACAGUAUGGUUUCUUAUGUGGAAGCUCUAAACGGUUGGCUUCACAACUGUGUCAUGCUCCCUCAAGAACGGUCUUUAAGAAACCGAAGACCAUGGUCCCCACGCCGUGUCCUGGCUCCACCUAUAUUCGUGCUUAUGGUUUCUUAUGUGGAAGCUCUAAACGGUUGGCUUCACAACUGUGUCAUGCUCCCUCAAGAACGGUCUUUAAGAAACCGAAGACCAUGGUCCCCACGCCGUGUCCUGGCUCCACCUAUAUUCGUGCUGUGUCGAGACUGGAUGGCUGGGAUCAAAUCUUUGCCGUCCGAUGAACUCAGCGGCUCAAUCAAGGGGUUCUCAUUAGAUAUGGAGAUGUUGGAGGAAAAAAAAGGUGGUGGUUCGGUGUUGGAUUCAGAUUUGUCUAAUGUGCAUUCCAGUUUGACAAAGCUUCUUGAGAGAUUAAAAAAGUUUACGGAAGCUUCUUUGAAAAUGUACGAAGAUGUAAAGGUGAAAUGUGAAGCAGCUAGAGUUGCUUACGGCAUUGAAAAUUCAGAAGAGGGCGUAUUAAUGUAA
Messenger RNA from Camelina sativa (false flax), 2480 nucleotides. Lineage: Eukaryota; Viridiplantae; Streptophyta; Magnoliopsida; Brassicales; Brassicaceae. The record is from RefSeq and is a predicted model, not a curated record.